Messenger RNA from Leishmania braziliensis MHOM/BR/75/M2904, 1824 nucleotides. RefSeq lists its product as hypothetical. Bases 1 to 1824 code for a protein of 607 amino acids. The transcript has a single exon. NCBI's taxonomy places the organism in Eukaryota, Euglenozoa, Kinetoplastea, Trypanosomatida, Trypanosomatidae. The record is from RefSeq and is a predicted model, not a curated record.
AUGCUGCGCCGCACGCCUCGCUGCUGCACCGACGUGCGGCAUACGAGUGUGCCGUCGUUCAUGCAGCACCCAGUCGAGAUGGCCUUCUACUUCCCUCGCUUCCACCCCGACACGCAUGUCAACCCUGCAGGUAUACCGGAGCUGAUCGACGCCGUGGGGCUCAUGACGCGGCGAUCUCGUGCGGAUAGCACUGCAUCCGCCGCCACCUCGGCCGCGGCGAGCGCCAUGUCGCGUGCACUACCGCCGACCCGGUGGACAACGACCGUCUCAGCGACCGCGCAGCCCACAACGGAUGCCUCUGUAGCCGAGGCGCAGAAGGACAGCGUGAAGAGUCUCUUGCUGCUGGAGCGCGGCAUUGACAUCUUGAACAGCGCCGGCGGGGUGCGUAGCCCCGCGGUGGCAAACCUCCUCCGCCCCCUCUACGCCGCGCGCUUUGAGGUGCUGAACGGCAGCGAGCACCUGCCGCGCUGCGAGUACGCGACACGGGUGCAUGUCCACAAGGCCAUCCUGCAGCAAGCCGCUCCGCUGCUCUACUACAACGACACGUGGGACAAGUCUGACGUGCACCAGGUCGACACAGCCUGUGUUCUGGUAGGCCACUUCAUGAAGGCGUUCUGCGCGCUGCACCCGCAACCCUUCCACCCCCAGCUCGCUCCCGCGGCGAGUGAUGGCGCUGGCUCAUCCAAAGCGUCAUCGACAAGGAUGACUUCCGGCGGCAGCAGCAGCAGCAGCGUCGCCUCAUCGUCCUCUCCACCACGGCCACCUAAAGCCAUGUUCAACCCGGCCGAGUGGAAGAUGCUCGUUGGUGACGACGGAGAAAAAGCAUAUCUGACACUGGCGAUGGUGCAAGACCGCAUCGAAGAGCUGCUGCGCCUCGCCACCGCGGCACAUGACAAGCACGGCAGCACUCACCCGGAGCUGCGCUGGUUGCGGCCGAAGCUGCUCGUGCUGAAGGGGCUGCUCGCCAUUCCGCUCACAGGGCACCUCCUCCACGCACAGCGGUACAUCGAAGAGGCAGCCAACUACGUGGAUGCGCUGACGAGGCGCAAGAACCUCCUGCUCGACGGACUGAAGGAGCGCACGCAUGAGCCGGAGCUUGGGCUCUAUAUGCUGCUGCAGGCGGAGAUCGCCGCCCGCGCCUUUGACUGGAAUCUAGCGCCUGGCCACGUCGAUGGUGAUGUGGUUAACAUGUUCACCGACGCUGCGGGCUACUACGCCGAUCCGCCCAACACGACCCUGGACGGGGACGCCAUCAUGUCGGAGCGCAAGCUCCCUGAGCAGCGGUUUGAGGCGGAGGCGUACACGUGCUGCCUACGCAGCUACGCGGCCUUCCUGCUCGGCGCGCCACGCCCCAAGGCGGCGGCCACGCGUGACUUACCAGUGUUUCUCGCGAAGCAGCUCUUCUCGCUGAACCCGCUGCUCACUGUGGCGACACCGUCCUCGCUUAUCUUUAGUGAUGUGCGGAACGUGUUGGAGUUGCCGCUGGAGAUGUGCCGUCGCCGCACUGGUGAGGCCCUCGAUCGGGCCCUCAAACUGAAUCGCAUGCUCUACCCCGACUUCCGCCAGAACGCACCAGCGGCAGCGACACUCAUGACGAUGGCGUGCCUGUACGCUGACACACGCGACUACCUGUACGCCACAGGGCUCUUCGAGUCAGCGAGCAAGGCCGUGACGUACAACUUCGGCGGCACCUCGCUCGAGCACGUCUUCCUGCAGAAGCUCCGGUACGAGUUCCUCGCUGGUGUGGGGUCGGAGCAAGAGGCGAAGACCGCCUCGCACGAGGUGGUCCAUCUGCUGAAGCGCAUGGACGCGCUGCCGUGCUGA